Messenger RNA from Saccoglossus kowalevskii, 3365 nucleotides. RefSeq lists its product as uncharacterized. The record is from RefSeq and is a predicted model, not a curated record. Lineage: Eukaryota; Metazoa; Hemichordata; Enteropneusta; Harrimaniidae.
UAUAACUCUGACAUGAUGUUCAGUGAAAGACAGUAUGCAACAUUGGAUGUGGAUUUGACCAGAGUGCGAUUACAUGAACCCCUGUCUAUUAUAAUACAACAACCCCUGUUAUAUGUACGAGAUAUGGUACCAAAGCCAUGUUUAGAUGCAAUUAUCAAGUUAGAUCAGUUGACACAUAUGAAGAAGUUGCGUGAUGUGGCUCGAAAUGAUCUUUUUCCAACGUCUGAAAUGAUUUUGUCACUGAGUAGAGAAUUUGGUGUCCCUCUAACUACUGCUGAUUUUGAAGAACUGAAGGAAGUUGAGAGUGAGACUGACAUAGAUGGUAAACAUGUCAGUGUGCAGUAUGCCCAAACCAGCAGAGAUUGGACACCUAUUGACAUGUAUAAUGAAAACUAUUUACAUUAUUUAGAGGAACGAUCAAAAUAUGCACAUAAACAAGACUACAUCAAGCAAAACAUAAAUAAUGUACACGAAGCCAGUAAAACCAAUGAAAGAGUUCGGCCGAAAACAAUAGCUGCAAUUCCUACCAACGGCACAGUACAUAAUUAUAGUACGCAAUAUUUGAAUUCCAUGGAACAAGCUCGAGAGAAGUUACGACAAGAAUUGGCAAAGGAUGUUCAUCAACGGUUCACAUACUGUCAAGAUUACAAUUCAUCUACCGUGGUACCGGUAAAUAUGACACAAGAAGAGUCUGUGAGUAAAGACAGUUGGAGAACUCCAGAUGGGUUCAUUUACCCUGGAAUUAAAAAUGCACUUGAAUCAAAUGAGCAUAUAAAGAGACCACAUCCAGCAAAAUGUGAUGAGUUAAAAGAGUAUUGGCGAGAGAAUAUUCUGCACAGUAAUAUACUGAAACCUACGUUAGAACGUGAUAGGAUGACCUGGUCUGAAAGGGUAUCUGAUUUCAACCUAUGGUCCAAGCCUGCUGGUGCAUUUGAUCCAUCUGUGCCACCAACUAUACAUCAUGCCGGUGACAAACUAGCAGCCGAACAAGAAGCUGCUGCCAGGUUUGAACUGGAGAAAUGGAAAUCCAAAAUAAUAGUUGAUGACACAAAUGUGCAUUUCCAUCGUUGUGCGACGGAUACCGAGCAGACUUACAGAGGACCUAAAUCUAGCAAUCAACUGGAUAAACUGCAAGGUCUGCUGAAGGAUGAACCAAAAAAGAUUGGAUUGAAGAAAUCUCCGGUACUUCAUGAUAUUCCAGCAUUAUCAGUCGUGUUGAAUCCUAGUGUUGACACGAAAGCAAGACAUGGUGAACUACCAGUAAUAGAUCAUGAUAACUGUGUGAAUCAGUCUCACCAUGGCUAUAACCCUGGACCAUAUCAGACACUCAGCUGGACUCUUCCACAUAAUAGGAUACCUAUCCGUGAUAUGCAACAUGCCAAAUUUGAAGCCUUAAAAGGACAUGAUUUCAGACUGUAUCACAAAGAGAGAAGCGUUCUGAGUCGUGUACCGAUUAAAACACUGUCCUCAGAAGAUAGAAAUAAUAAUUUAUUUGAACUAGGAGGCACUGAAGACUACAGAUAUUCAAGUAUCAAGUCUGGUAAUAUAUGUUACCUGCAGCCACCGCCGUCUAUUAAAGCAGCACCUUUACAUACAGAAUUUUACUUUCCAGACAGAGACAAGUAUGCUGAGAAACCCACAUGUAAGAAAGCUGCUGCUCAGCUAGCAGCAUUGAACUAAAUAAUGUACAUUCCUGUAGAGGCCUUAAUGAGAUGAAAUAAACAGUGUACAAAGUUUGAUUAUGUUUGUUGUGUACAGUCAAAUCAUAUUUUUAUAUUUAAAUGUGAAUUCUAUUUUAUAAAUAUGGUGUAAUUAAGAUGGUUUCGGUUGGUACUUCUGGUAAUGACACAACAUUUGUCAUUCAUGCCACAAUAUCUCAGCUCUCAUUGCAAAGUUGGCUAAUAAUACAACGACAAUUGUCUUCAUUUCAAAGUCAGUCAUUAAUAGAACAAUAUAUCCGUCCUCAUUGCAUGGUUGGCUUAAGUUAGUCUCCAUCCUCAUUACACAGUUGGUCAUUAAUAUGCAGUGACCAUGUUCAUUUCAAAGUAAGUCAUUAUUACAAAGAAUCCAUCCUCAUUACACAAUUGGUCAUUAAUAUGCAAUAAUCAUGUUCUUUCCAAAUUUAGUCAUUAAUACAAUGUUUCCGUCCUCAGUGCACAGUUUGUCUUUAAUAUACGAUGAAGAUGUUUAUUUCAAAGUUAGUCAUUAAUGCAAUGUUUCUGUUCUCAUUCCACAGUUGGUCAUUACGGUAGUAUGCGAUGACCAUGUUCAUUUCAAAUUUAGUCUUUAAUACAUUAUCUCUGUUGUCCAAUAAUGCAACACCGUCUUCAUUGAAAAUGUCAUCAUUUAUACAACCAUGUCUCCCUCAUUCAACAGUUUGUCAUACAGCACUUUAUCCUUCAUCAUUGCAAAGAAGACAGUUGAUUUUACACUGUGAUUCCCUAGUUGCUUGGCUGAAGCAAUUUUUUUCCAUCAUCGUAGUGUAAUUUAAUUGCAAUUCAUACAGCAAUAACUAGCAAUGCAAUUUAUUUAUCUUUGAGACAUGCGGCGCAGUUCAACUAUUAUUUCUUCCAAGUACAUUGAAAUCAUUGGAUAAUACAAAGCAAAGAGUACAUAGUACUGAGAUUGUGUAAAUCAACAGUUUUGAGUGUACUGUAUUUGCUUUAUUAGAAGUGCAAUCUCUAAUAGAUGCGCACAUUAGCCUCAAAUUUCAUUUACUGUAUGCUGAUUCACCAAAAUAUGACUUAUUUUGGCAUUAUAGAGGCACACCUCUGUCAUUCACAUUAAGAACUAAGUGUUAACUAAUAGACAAAUGUGGUACUUUUCAUCAUACAAAUUAAAUUUUGUAUUGUGUUACAAGAAGUUAUGAUUCAAUAAAAUGUGACUAUAUUUACAUGUAAUAUAUAGAAUAUGAUAUAAUGGUGAUCAUGUUAAAUAAGUUUAACAGUGUUAAUGGGUACAUUAUACAACGGUAACACAAUCAUUCUUUGCCAAAUCAUCUGCAACAGUAGGUUUAUUACUAGUUCUUUGAUGUACCAGUUGUGCAUUUUCAAAUACUAAAGUGUCCAAUAAUAGCUUUUUGUUAAAACCAGUGAUGUUUUCAGAGUUACUGACAUGCCAAAAUAUUUGUAUGACUUUAUUAGAAAAUACAAUAUAUAGGAGUACUUUUGCAUAUCAGUGUAGUAUUUUCUUCCAAUAUUUGAGAUGACUCCACACUUCAUUGACACCAACAGUACUGCCAUUGAAUAAUAUAUCAACACAUUCCUUCAAUCUCGACUUUGCCAAAUAAUGUUUGUGAAUAUGUUUUGUUUGUAAGUGCCUAUGCAGUCCAUUCAAUAUGCAAUAAAGAUUUCUAUACAAAGUUA